AGUGUUUCCGGGUCUCUCAGACAGAGCGCAGCUAGCAUGUGUUAGCAUGUGUUAGCAUGUCCGACAUGACGCUGCGGAGAGAAGCAGUUUUACCCUUGGAUGUCCGUAAAGUGAUCAUUGGUGAAGAGGAGCAGCAGGAGUGGAGCUCCAGUGUGGACCAGGAGGACCCAGAGCCCCCACACAUUAAAGAGGAAGAGGAGGAACCGGAGGUGCCCGCAGACUCUUCUGAAGCUGAGACUGACGACAGUGACGACUGGACGGAGACCAGAGAACCUCAGUCAGGUUUAAAGAAACCGUUCAGCUGCUCAGAGUGUGGGAAAAAAUUUGGCAUUAAGGGGGAUCUGAACAGACACAUGAGGAUCCACACAGGAGAGAAACCUUUCAGCUGCUCCGAGUGUGGGAAACAGUUCAGCCGCAAGGGGACUCUGAGGAUGCACAUGACAAUUCACACAGGGGAGAAACCCUUCAGCUGCGCCGAGUGCGGGAAACUCUUCGGCCGUAAGGGGACUCUGAGAACGCAUAUGAAAAGUCACACAGAAGAGAAACCGUUCCACUGCUCAGAGUGUGGGAAAGGGUUUGGCCUCAAAGGGAAUCUGACCACACACAAGAGAACUCACACAGGAGAGAGACCGUUUCACUGCUCCAUAUGUGGGAAAGGGUUUGCAAUGAAGACGAAUCUGAAGAUACACAUGAGGAUCCACACAUUAGAGAGACCGUACAGCUGCUCUGUGUGUGAGAAAUCUUUCAGACGGAGGCAGAGUUUACAGAAACAUUCGAGGAGCCACUCAGGAGAGAAACCGUUCAGCUGCUCCGUUUGUCAGAAAACGUUUAGAUGCAGCGGACAUUUACAGAUGCACAUGAGAACUCACACAGGAAAGAAACUGUUCAGCACGUGGCCCAAACAGCCCAAAGAUCAUCAGAGUGACGGCUGUCAGUCCGAAGCUGAUGGAGAGGACUGUGGAGGACCAGAACCAGACAGGAACUCAGAUCCACAUUUACAAGCCUGAGACUGAUGACAGCCAUGAUGGUGAUUUCUAGAGAGACAAGAAACAGGAAGUGUGUUUUUGAUUCUGAUUUUGGUGUUUGAAUCUGCAGGGCUCCUGACCGUGACUAUUUUGUGAAAAACAGUUUUCACCCUGAGGAGUUUGGUUUCCUCUUCCUGUUCAACAGGCACUUCUUGUACCGACAGGUUUAACUGUGGAUUAGGUUUAAGUUUAAAAAAUGAUCCAAAUAUUUUUUCUUUUUGAUAAAUUUAGAACAAACUUAUUUCUUCAUGCCCACAACCUUAUUAGUUGCUCCUUUAAGUUGCCUCACAUCAGUUUGUGUUCCUUUAAAAAGAAAAAGAUAUGGGGGGGUUGUUAUAGUUAGGAGGAGUUUUUUGCGCAGGCACUUUGGGUGAUUACCUAAAACUUGCCCACGAUGCAUUCAAGGGAAAAUCAGGAUUAUGUAAACUCUAUAACUUCUGAAGAUAACGUAUGUUACAUCAGGUCUGUUUUGUCUCCUAAGUGACUUGAAUGAUUGUCUGACUUUCUCCUCAGAGUCACUCCAACGCCGUCACCAACAUGUUAUCCUGCCUGAAUUUUCCUUCUAAGUAUUCGGCGUUAGUGUUGGAGACCAGAAGAGAUCCAGUUUACACGUCCUGUGAACUUUGUAGCAAAAAGCUGAAUUCUGGCAAAUAUUUAAUCAACACUUAACUUUGAAAUCAGCUUCAGUAAAUGUUGGAAGUUUUUAUCAAAUGAUUAUUUUAAGAGAUUCAUGUUUUUUAUGAUUAAAUAAAAUA
This is a messenger RNA of Epinephelus moara (kelp grouper), 1780 nucleotides long. Its product is annotated as gastrula zinc finger protein XlCGF8.2DB-like. Gene Ontology annotation, molecular function: DNA-binding transcription repressor activity, RNA polymerase II-specific. The coding region runs from base 57 to 1007 and encodes 316 amino acids. Gene Ontology annotation, biological process: negative regulation of transcription by RNA polymerase II. The record is from RefSeq and is a predicted model, not a curated record. The transcript is spliced from 2 exons. Lineage: Eukaryota; Metazoa; Chordata; Actinopteri; Perciformes; Serranidae.